AUGGCAAAGUUUAGGUACCUGUCGGCAUCAAAGGAAAUUCUCAAGGGAGUUCUUCUGAUAUUCUGUGUUUAUGGAGCAACAGACUAUUCCCAGCCAAAAGAAUGGGUGGAUUUCGUCAAUAAUCUUGCUGGAGGCAGCCAUAUCUACAUAACUCAACUAAGCCUCUACAUGACAAUAAUAACACUGGUUCUAAGCUACUGUGUAAAGCACAUGGGCGUUUCAAGCAUCAAGGAGAUAUAUAGGGAUUUUCUUUCCAUCACUCUUCCAAUGGAAGGCCUUGUGACAACAGUAUUCUGGACACUUAACUCCAUAGAUCCAACACUACUGAAGAAUAAGGAGCUUUAUACUGCAGGCGUUAGAACGCCGUUGAUAUGCGAGGUAUCUCUUCAUUUAUUUCCCUUUAUUGUUCUUCUUGUAGAUCAGGUGGGAGUUAAUAUUUAUGAGAAAAAAAGGCACUACUGGUUUUUUGGCAUAUUUGGCUUUACCUACUUCAUCGUCAUUCACCACUUCCAGAAGCUCAACGACUACUGGAUCUACCCAUUCCUAGGCUACAUGACAAUACUGAUGAGGGCAGUCUUGGUCUUUACAGCGGUGUUAUUAGUCGUAGGCUAUUACAAACUAUUUAUGCAGUUCUCUAGAGUUACCAACACAAGAAUGUACCCAAAAACUCUCAAGAAGAAGUUGAUGUAA
Molecule: messenger RNA, 690 nt
Organism: Encephalitozoon romaleae SJ-2008
Lineage: Eukaryota; Fungi; Microsporidia; Unikaryonidae
Exons: 1
Coding region: 1-690 (229 amino acids)
Cellular component (GO): endomembrane system; membrane
Source: RefSeq, a predicted model, not a curated record